This is a messenger RNA of Caenorhabditis sp. 36 PRJEB53466, 3799 nucleotides long. The record is from the annotation of a GenBank genome assembly. NCBI's taxonomy places the organism in Eukaryota, Metazoa, Nematoda, Chromadorea, Rhabditida, Rhabditidae.
AUGCGCUUGCGUAGAAAAAAAAAUAGAAUAAACGGUAACAUUGUUUUUUCUCCUAUUUCUUGAAAUAACUUAUUUUCACGUUUUAGGUGCUAUAAUUGCUUGCGAGCAAAACGAUGCGGAAGCUCUAAAGGUAGUUCUUGACAAAAAUCAGUUUGACUUGAGCAACGUGGUAAACGGAAACUAUGAACAAUACCCAACCAAGUGGAGCCUUCUGGAUAUUGCCAUCAAUCUGAACAACGUGAAAUGUGCGAUACUUCUUCAGGAAAGAGGGGCCAUCGAGUCAUUUCAAUGUGAGUCUAAAAUUGAAAAAAUGUAGUCCACGUCAUCUGAGAAUGAGCAAAGCUUCCGAUGUUUUUCUAAAGUAUGCGAAAAGAAAGAGGGUCACAGAAUGUUUGUGACAAAAGAAAAGUUUUGAUUCAGUAAACUCAUUGGAGAAACGGAAGAAAGCAGUGGCAGAGGCUCUUGAAAUGUCAAGAAGCACACUAUCCGAGCUGAAAAAAGCUCCGCAUUCUAGAGUGAGUUCCCGAAAAAAACAAAUCUUACUACAUUGACAACUUUUAGGAUAAUGACAAGAAAAUGAGUGCUCUCCAAAUUCACUUGAGCUUGCUCAAACAAAUGGAAGACUUUCUGGAGAAGACAAUCCGUCCGAAGAUGUUGCAAAGUGCUUCUGUGGAAACUAUAUCGCACUCACGGGCUCUCAUUCAGUUCACUUAUAAAGAACCACAACUAAGUGUCAUACUAAAGUUCAAAAGUGAUCAUAAAAUCAUUCGACAAGAUUUUUACCCAAAUAUUUCAGUUCAAUGGUCGGAUACCGAAGAUUUCAAAAAAGUUCUGGGAGAGAUAAUUGAGCCAAGACCGCUUGAGAACAAGAUCAUCAUCCAUCAUCUCGAGCACGGAAAGACGUACUUUUUCACGAUCAGUUGUAUUGGAGUGAACGGAGAAUCGAAGCCAAUGCUCUGUUGGCCGGGAAAAAUUGAAAUCACUGGUAUUGAACACCUGAUAGUAAUGUAAAUGCCACAUUUUGUUAAGAUUUCGACGACGGAGAUCAGAAGCGGGAGACGUGGACCGAUAGAACUGAAGCUAUGAACAAAUUGAUGGAAGACGUGGACAAGCACAGACAGAGUUUGGUGUGGCAGAGAGGUAUUCGAGGUUUAACAGACUUGAAAGAGAAAUUAAUGACAUUUGUAGUGUUCCCAAUGGAAAUCAACGGCAAGAAGAGGAAGAACGGGUUCAGGGAGUUGUUUUCUGCUAGUACCAAGUUAUGCAAGCAUGCGCAUCAGUAAGAAAACAUCAAGCUGUUUUUAAACAAAUGAAGUUUACAGCGGAGUUUAUCUUGCCGCUUUGGUUUAUACAGAAGGAAAAGUUCUGGUGACUGUAGACGACUGCGUUCCCAUUGUUACGGUGGAUGAGAACGUGACGACGGUGUCUAAAGAUGAUCAUCACUGGCUGAUCAAGAUGUCAAUGUGCUGGGAUCAUAUCAACGGACUCAUGGACAUCAACCCAAAUGCAUACUCGAACAAUGUUUCAUUGAGGUUCGUUUUUGUUAUAGCUCGAUGAUAUAGCUCGAUUUUUAACAUUUUCCUUCAGCUUCCGCAACAAAUUACUCAAUGCCGCAUUUUCCAUGCAGGAAGCUCUAGGAAUCCGUAACAUUGGACAUGUUCACUACAUGCCGUUGAUUUACGAUAGCUGUUUCUUCCUACUGACAGUCAGAUUCAUAGAGCCCAGUGUCACAUUCCAGGUACCCACCGCCUUUGUCAAUUUUCAUGUACAUGAGUUCAGAGCAUCACUCUCCGCUGGAUGCCGUUCAACAAACUGCUGCGGAAGAAAAUGCCAACAACUGCCAUCGACAACAUGACGAAGCAGUUGUUGAACAUUCUGAAUUUUUACGAAGCUAGUCAGAUUCAACUGCAACGGUGAGAAUCUUCAGGGAUCAUUGAGUGCAUAGUUGUGUUUAAGUGGAUUGUAUGUUGGAUAUCUGAAGCUGCACUCGUCGUUGAAUUCGAUUCGUGUGGUCGUGCCAGAUGUUCUGCCGUCUAUGCUUCCGUUUACUCGAGUCAGAGAUAACCCACAUUUGACGAAGGAGGAAUGGGAAUGGAUCAAGGUACUUUGAAACCUGGAAGUAACCAGUAGACUAUUUUAACGUUUCAGAGUAUUGAUAUGAAUGAUUCCUUUUAUGCGACAAAAGCUCAAGAACGCAUUCACUCGGACAUUGCACAUGCAAUCCACCGGCUUCUCAAUGAACUGGAUAUCGAUCCGGAUCUCGUCCCCGGCACUCGUUUGUAUCAUGCCGAGAUUGUCCAGCCAGACGACAACACCACUAUUCUUUUGGUACGCUUUUAGUUACAAAUACUUCGAAUAAUAUGAAGUAUGUUUUGAGAUUCUACCCCGAUCGGACGAUGUGUGCUCGGUCCCCACUGGCUCGAGCAAGAAUACCGAGUACAUUGAGUCAAAACGUCAAUGUACUAGUGUUCCGAUGCCUGUUUUCGAUAUAAGUUAGUUUGAAUGCCACGUAUCUCUAAGUAAUUUCCACUUCCACUAAACUUCAGUUCAUUUUCUCACGUAUCAAACGCAUUUUUUGACGUCAUACUGCAAACUGAGCAUUUUCUUGGAGCAUUUUGUAAUGGUGAGAAAAUUUUAUGCUAAUUGCAUUCAUUCCACGCUUCUCUUCUUCUCUUCAGAUUUCGCAAUUCGAGCAACGAAAAUGUUUGUUGGAGAACGACAGCAAAGUCUACAAGAAUCAAACAGAGAUCUUGAAUGAGUUCCAGGUCAGACAACAACAGUUCGGACUUUUUUCAUCCCUUUGUUCAUUUUUUUCAGAAACGUCUUGAAGAGAUAUGGCAGAAUGCGAGAUGGAUCAGUCGCGUGGCAUCGGAGGCUCGUGACAAACAUGUCAAGUAAGGAAACGAGCACUUUACAGUGAAAUAUCACAUCCCAAAUUGUAGGGUAUCUCGGAACGCAAUUCCAUUGACACGUUUCAUGACUGCUUUGCCGCGCAAUCCGGAAGAGCUGAGAAAAGAGGAAAACGAACGGGAAAGCAUCCGUAGAGUUCAGCAGAGAAGGAGAAUGCGCAUGGAACUUUUGGGGGAUAGAUUGGACUCGAAUGAAGAAGAUGGAACAGAUGAGGAAUUCGAGAUUGUGAUGAGCAAUGAGCCGAAUCCAAAGUGCAAUGGGUUCCUGAAAUCUGAACAGCCGCGCUCAGCUUUGAACUCUCCCCAACAAAGUUAUCGCGACAUUGACAGGUAACCAAAUUACUUCUAAUUCCUCUCAUUGUCAUUUUCCUGUUUUCAGUGUCUACCGCCGUCGUCGAAAAGUAUCCACUGACUUGGCUUUGGCUCUAAGCAAUACGAGUCUCAACAAUAUUGACGAGAAAAACCUGACUCCAGAUAGGCCGCCAAUCAAAGAAGACAAAAUAUUUCUGGAGUCGAUAAAUGUGAUUGUCGGAUACGAUUGUCAAGUGCCGAAAGGCACAAAAAUCGCGUUGUCAGUGACACAAAGCACAGAAGCUGGCGAUGUAUGAUAUCAUAAUUGCAUUUUCCGUCUCUAUUUGUUUGAUUUCCAGGUGGUCAGCUUUGUGAUUGAGCAGAUUGCAAAGUCAGCGGCAGGCCAAGACCACGAAAUAACAUUGUCGGACAGCUCGGAUUUGUGUUUGGUGGCCGCGAUUGGGCAACGGGAGAGGAGGCUGAAGGAGGAGGCGAUUAUCCAGAGAUUGGACAGAACCUGGCUGAAAGGGAACUUUGUGAUCCGGAGAAAAGACGGUUUUCUGAAUGGCGAAGACAUUGCAAACGAAUCUCUUGUAUGA